This is a messenger RNA of Trifolium pratense (red clover), 1729 nucleotides long. Its product is annotated as protein NDL2-like. The transcript is spliced from 11 exons. The record is from RefSeq and is a predicted model, not a curated record. Bases 255 to 1319 code for a protein of 354 amino acids. Lineage: Eukaryota; Viridiplantae; Streptophyta; Magnoliopsida; Fabales; Fabaceae.
CUUCCUUUUGUUUACUGUGCUCACCUCACUCACUCGUGUUGUUAAUGUUUUUGUUUUGUUCCCUUCAAAUAUGAACAAGGUUGUGACGGUAAUUUAACACCAAUUAACAACAACAGAAAAUAGGGACAAGAAGAGUAACAACUAAGAAAAACAAGAAACAAGUUGUUAAGUUGUUGCUGUUUCAGUUUUGCUUCUCUAAUAAGCUGUUUUGUUAUUAUUAUUGGUGGGGUUGCACGUUUCUUUGACUGUGUAUCAUGAGAAAUUCAACUGAUUCUGUUUCCAUUGACAUUGAUUUGAUACCUUUAGGAGGAAAGGAAUGUAUAGUGAAAACGAGUAAAGGUUCUGUUUCUGUGCUUGUUUGUGGAGAUCAAGAUAAACCUGCUCUAAUAACCUACCCAGAUGUGGCUCUUAAUUAUGUGUCUUGUUUCCAGGGACUAUUGUUCUGUCCAGAAGCAGCUUCUUUGAUGCUUCAUAAUUUCUGCAUUUAUCACAUUGAUGCUCCUGGCCAUGAGUUAGGAGCUGAUGUGAUUUCUUCAGAUGAACCGUUGCUUUGUGUGGAUGACUUAGCUGAUCAGGUUGCAGAAGUGCUUGAUUUUUUCAGGCUUAAAGAAGUUAUGUGCUUAGGUGUAACAGCUGGUGCUUACAUCCUCACACUCUUUGCUAUGAAAUACAAAGAACGAGUGCUUGGAUUGAUUCUGGUUUCACCAAUUUGCAAAGGACCUUCAUGGACUGAAUGGAUUUACAACAAGGUUUUGUUGAACUUAUUGUACUUCUAUGGUAUGUGCGGUUUGCUGAAGGAGUGCCUCCUGCAGCGUUACUUCAGUAAGGAGCUUAGAUGCAGUAUUCAAGGAGCAGAGUCAGAUGUGAUACUAACUUGCCGAAGACUUCUGGAUGAAAGGCAAAGUUUAAAUGUCAUGCGUUUUCUUCAAGCAGUCAAUGCAAGGCACGACCUCAGCGAGGGUCUAAAGAACUUGCAAUGCAAGACACUUAUAUUUGCAGGAGAGAGUAGUCCAUUCCAUGCUGAAUCUAUCUACAUGAGUAAAAAAAUGGACAGCAAAAUCUGUGCACUUGUUGAGGUUGAAGCUUGUGGCUCACUAGUAACAGAAGAACACCCAAACUCCAUGAUAAUGCCAAUCGAGUGCUUCUUAAUGGGUUUUGGCUUCAACAGACAACCACAUUUUGCAUCCUCCUCGAGCAAUGGUUCAAGUCCAGCAAGCAGCCCUUCUAGUCAUUCAAUCAUGGCACCAGAACUCCUCUCCCAAGAGAGUUUAGGAAUUAAGCUAAAGCCUAUCAGAACCCGUGUUCGUGUUGAAACCUGAAAUCUAUAAUUCAGUCAAUCUCAAAGUUUCACAGCCCCAUUUCAGCUUGGAGUAAGCUUCUACCACUGCACAUAAUAUAUAUAUAUAUAGCUAUUGUUGAAUCAUUGUACAACAUCAAUAGUGUAGGUUAUAUAUUCUUUGAUAAUGUUUGUUGACUAAAGAUUAUUUUUCCUGCCACUGUAAAAAAGUAGGAGAAGCCACAUUGUUGACUAUAGGAUUAUUCUUUUAAGAAUAUGGUUUUUGAGAUAGAUUUCUCUCAAAACAUAGUCUAUUUUGAUUGUAGUUGAUUGACCUCUUAAGCACUAUUGGUUUCUGUUGUUAAUUAUUUGUGGAGUGAACAUAUAUGUACCAAAUUGGCAAAUUUAUUUAUUAUUAUUAUUAAACUUGAUCAUUCUUUAGGCUGAUUGAAA